UGUCCGUGGAGCGGCCGUCGGUGCGGUGACUCUCCGGUCCAGCAGGUGGCGGUACCGGCUGGUUUUAUCACCCGUCAGUAAACACAAAGAAGCGACCUGUGCAGCCGUAGCUCUCUGGACCGAACCGGACCGCUGUGCUGUGAUAUGGCCGUGAAUGGGUCUCUGGGGCAGAAGCGGCAGGAAGCGGACCAGCAGCGCUGCGGCUCCGCUGAACGCCGUCCCAGCCGGUAAUGGUGCCGGUACCGGGAGGCUGGGCGUGCUGUUGUCCGUGUCGAACCCGCUGCUGGCCGCGCUGUCCCUGCUCCGCUCGCUCCUCUGCUGGCUUUGGAGCCGAACCGCGGCCGCUGUCCGACCGGAGCCCCGAACCGCAGACGAGCCGGUCGGAGCGAAGCGGCAGCCGCGGGACGGCAGCGGGAACCCGGAGCGAGGCGAUCGGGUCCGGAACCACCACGGACGGGCCUUCGAGUGCAUCUCCACGGCGCUGAGGAUCGAUGAGGACGAGCGAGGGGACAAGCAGCAGGCGGUGGGCUGGUACCAGCGAGGGAUCGCCGAGCUGGAGAAGGGAAUCGCCAUCCAGAUCUCAGGAGGAGAGGAAUAUGAGCGAGACAAGCGGCUGCAGAACAAGAUGAGCACCAACCUGAUCAUGGCUAAAGACCGGCUGCAGUCGUUAGUCAAGGUGCUGUCAGGCUCCGGGGCUCAGCCGGGCUUUUACACUGACAACAUCAACCACAUCUACCACACUGCCAACCUGCGCUCAGGUGGUGCUGUCUCCAGAAAGAGGGACUCUGUUAAUCUCGCACUAUCCAGUCGACCAAAGCACAAAAAGACGUCCUGUUCUUCGUCCUCGUCUUCCUCGGGGGGCCGUCACUCCUCACACCUGGCCUCCCAGCGCCCCCCCGCCCACAGUAACAAUAAGGUCAGCACGAGUCGUCACAGUGUGAACGUCGGCUCCUCAACAUCGACACCACCGAAGAAGGACGACAGAAAGAAUACGAAGAACAUCGACGGGAAGCUUGCUGACCUCAUCCGGAACGAGAUUGUCGACAGCGGCUCGUCUAUGAGCUUCCAUGAUGUUGCCGGUCAGGAUUUGGCGAAGCAAGCGCUGCAGGAAAUCGUCAUCCUGCCGGCCCUGAGGCCGGAGUUGUUUACAGGACUGCGUACUCCAGCCAGAGGACUGCUUCUGUUCGGUCCCCCAGGCAACGGCAAGACCAUGCUGGCUAAAGCUGUGGCAGCUGAGUCCAACGCCACCUUCUUCAACAUCAGCGCCGCCAGCUUAACCUCCAAAUACGUGGGUGAAGGAGAGAAGCUGGUCCGAGCUCUGUUCUCUGUGGCCAGAGAACUGCAGCCCUCCGUCAUCUUCAUCGAUGAAGUGGACAGUCUGCUGUGUGAGCGCCGCGAGGGCGAGCACGACGCCAGCCGACGCCUCAAGACUGAGUUCUUGAUCGAGUUUGACGGAGUCCAGUCAGGACGGGAUGAGCGCGUUUUGGUGAUGGGAGCCACCAACAGGCCUCAGGAGCUGGACGAGGCUGUUCUCAGGCGUUUUGCUAAGCGGAUUUACGUGGCGCUGCCGGUGGAGGAGACUCGCUUCAAGCUGCUGAAGAACCUGCUGGAGAAACACGGAAACCCGCUGACACACCGAGAGCUGUGGCAGCUGGCCAGGAUGACGGAGGGCUACUCAGGCAGUGACCUCACCUCAUUGGCUAAAGACGCGUCCUUGGGACCAAUCAGAGAGCUGCGUCCUGAUCAAGUGAGGAACAUGGAGGCCAGCGAGGUCCGAAACAUUUGUUUGAGAGACUUUGUGGAAUCACUGAAGAAAAUCAAGAGGAGUGUGAGUCUGCAGACUCUGGAGCUGUACAUGGACUGGAACAGAAACUAUGGAGACACGACGGCAGUAUGAUCAUGUUAAUCAGCCGCAACGUGAAAACUAUCAUCAUGCAGAACUCACUGAACUGUUGUGAGGAGGAAAAAACCUUUUGUCCCGUUUCUUUUCUACUGUGUUUGAGUGAUGCAACACUUUUGUACUUUGAGUUCAGAACACAUUAAACUGUGAAGGAUGUGA
This is a messenger RNA of Acanthopagrus latus (yellowfin seabream), 2059 nucleotides long. RefSeq names its product spastin (gene spast). Gene Ontology annotation, cellular component: microtubule cytoskeleton. Gene Ontology annotation, molecular function: ATP binding; microtubule severing ATPase activity; ATP hydrolysis activity. The transcript is spliced from 17 exons. Lineage: Eukaryota; Metazoa; Chordata; Actinopteri; Spariformes; Sparidae. The coding region runs from base 155 to 1897 and encodes 580 amino acids. The record is from RefSeq and is a predicted model, not a curated record.